AUGUGUCUGUUUGACUGCCUGAUGGAUGCUGAUGGGUGGAGGAGGGGGGACUGGGAGGUGGUGUCGGGUCUGCUGGUCUGCUGUGAUGCCUUCAGGGUCCGUCCCUCCCAGCGGGUCGUCCCCCCCGCCGGUCCUCUAGAGGCUCGUGUCCUCUGGGACCAGGACCCGGACCCAGUCCGGCCCCGCCUCCUCCGGGACCUGGUCCGGGCCAGACGGCACUCGGCCCGGGACCUAGUCCGCUCCCAGCCCCACCUGGUCCAUGACAUGGGCUGGCCCGAGAUCCAGGAGACCCCGUCCCGAUGGGGGGCGGCCCGGACCCGGGACGCCGUGGACGAGAACCGCGGCGUGGAGGACGAGAUGGAGCGGAUGGUCCACCUCGCGGUUCCCCGGGGACCGGAGGACUCCACCCACCCAGAGACGGGGGCGGAGCCAGUGGGCGGGCCGGGCGGAGGCGACGCCUCCCAGGAGGGCUCCAGCUUCUGCGGGACGGACACGGAGGACAGAGACAGAGGAGAGGACGGAGGGGAGGACCGAGAGCGGAGAGGGGGGGAGGACGAGUGGGACAGGGAGGAGACGAGGGGGGGGGACGGACGGCCGGACGUCCUGAAGGUCAACCACACCCCUCCGGACCUGGAUGCUCUGAUUGGCUACAGUCCGUCCCUCCAGCCGUCCAGCUCCCGGCAGCCUGACGUCUCCCUCCCGGCCCCUGAGCCACGUUCUGGACCGCAGGAGCAGCGAGGAGCCCCCGUCCUGGAGGCCGGCCCGGCGGCCGGGGAGCCGUGGGGGGCCGAGCAGGACGAGGCUCAGUCCAGCGGCGGUGGCGGCCUCCACCCGGCCGCCUCCGCACCUCCAGCCGCCGCCCCGUCCUCCACUCCUCCGCCUGCUGCUGCUGCUGCUGACACCGCCGGAACCGCCGGAACCAGAGGAACCGCAGGAACCGCCGCCCCAGAGACCGACACCGGCACGGACUUCGGGCUGCUAGGAAACUACGGCAGAGGCCGGAAGGAGGAGGAGGAGGAGGAGGAGGAGGAGGAGGAGGAGGAGGAGGAGGAGGAGGAGGAGGAGGAGGAGGAGGCAGGCCUGAUUCACAUGGCUGCCUUUACCCAGAAUCCCACGGUGCCGGAGGUGGGCGUGGCUCCCAGCAGGGAGCCGCUGCAGCCCAGCGCGGACGGAGACCAGUUCAAAGGAUCCGGCCCGGAGCGGGCGGAGCCAGGAAUUGGACCGCUCACCACGGGUCCGUUCCCCACCGCCGACCUGAGCGACUCCGCCUGGGACCGGGUGGAGACACCUCUGCUGUCCCAGCAGCAGCUGGUGUGUCUGGACUGGAGCCAGCUCGCCGGUCAAGGAUACGUCAUCUUGAACCUGACGCAAAACUUCAACUGCGAGGAGUUCCGGGUGGACCAGGGCGUCCGCCUGUUGCGGGUCCUGGAGCGGGUGUUUGCUCGCAGGAUGAACAGCCCGGAGGGAUCCUGGAUGAUUAACCUCAGCAAGCCGACCCACCAGCACCGCCAGCUGCUGAUGAACGUGGCGUCCGAGAACGGAGUGAUCGCCACUAAGGACGUUCUGGACAUGCUGGGAGAAAUCAGGAAUUCUCUGGAUAUGCUGGGCAUCCAGAACUUCGACGCCGCCGGCAGCUGCCCGGCCCGGCCCAGCCAGACGCGCAGCGACUACGGCAAGCUGUUCGUGGUGCUGGUGAUCAUCGGCUCCGUCUGCAUGGUCAUCAUCACGUCUGGCUUUGUCUACAUCUGCUGGCAGCGCCGGCUCCCCGCCGCCAAGACCACGUUUCGGGCGGAGGAGCUCCACUUUGUGGAGAACGGUUGCCAUGACAACCCCAUGCUGGACGUGACCAAUGACGGCGGCCAGCCGGAGACGAGCGAGAAGAAGCCGAGCGCCAACGGGCUGGCGGGGGGCGGGGAAGGGGGCGGGAACGACGGCAGCCGCUGGCAGGUGUUCGUCAAUCAGGCGGCGACGGAGGAAGAUGAAGAGGAGCAGGACACACAUCUCUGA
This is a messenger RNA of Salarias fasciatus (jewelled blenny), 2007 nucleotides long. Its product is annotated as podocalyxin-like protein 2. The record is from RefSeq and is a predicted model, not a curated record. NCBI's taxonomy places the organism in Eukaryota, Metazoa, Chordata, Actinopteri, Blenniiformes, Blenniidae. Gene Ontology annotation, biological process: leukocyte tethering or rolling. The transcript is spliced from 13 exons. Bases 1 to 2007 code for a protein of 668 amino acids.